Molecule: messenger RNA, 762 nt
Organism: Anopheles marshallii
Lineage: Eukaryota; Metazoa; Arthropoda; Insecta; Diptera; Culicidae
Gene: ninaA
Product: peptidyl-prolyl cis-trans isomerase, rhodopsin-specific isozyme
Exons: 4
Coding region: 1-762 (253 amino acids)
Biological process (GO): protein folding; protein peptidyl-prolyl isomerization
Cellular component (GO): intracellular membrane-bounded organelle
Molecular function (GO): peptidyl-prolyl cis-trans isomerase activity
Source: RefSeq, a predicted model, not a curated record
AUGCGGUGUUGGGUUGGAUUAAUGUUGCUAGCAGCAGCAGGUGCAUUAUUACUGGAAAAUGCUCAAGCAGCCACAUUUACGGUCACAUCACAAGUUUACCUGGACGUAUCGAUUGAUGGUGAGAAAAUAGGACGCAUUACGAUUGGGAUGUUCGGCGAGGAAGCCCCAAAAACGGUUGCCAACUUUCGUCAGCUCUGUACGAAGGAUGUGGAUGGGUUCAGCUACAAAGGUAGCCGGUUCCAUCGGGUCAUUCAGAAGUUUAUGAUACAAGGUGGUGAUGUUGUUUCGGGCGAUGGUCACGGAGCGAUCAGUACGUAUGGCAAAUAUUUCGACGAUGAAAAUUUGAAAAUCAACCACACCUGCUCGGGUUUCAUCGCGAUGGCAAACCGAGGACCGAAUACGAACGGUUGCCAAUUCUAUAUUACCACCAUGCCGGCACCUUGGCUGGACGGGAAGCACACUAUCUUCGGUAAGGUGCUCGACGGUCAGGGAGUGGUGCAUAAAGUGGAACAAGUGCGAACGGACACGGACGACUAUCCGGUGAAGCCGGUCAUCAUUGACGAUUGUGGUGAUCUUCCGCUCCUUGGAACGUUUACUGUUUCAGAUGAUCCUUACGAUUUGUGGGCCUGGAUCAAAGCUGCAUAUCUUCCACUUGGAAUGUCUUUUUCCAUCCUGGCGUUCUUUCAGUACAUCAUUCGCAAAUUGGACGGUUUCACGAAUCGUGAGGCAUUGCGCAACGCAGAACUGGCCAAAAACGAUUAA